AAGCAAGUAUCUUGAGAAGCUAAAUAUCCGUACGCCUUAGAAGAGAACGUCGUCUUAUAGACGGAAGAAAGACCAGCAUAAAAACAAAUUCAUACCCCUUUGAAAUAAAUUACGGAGUGAACAUCCUAACAACACUAUUGAGAUGUCAACCUCUCAAGAAUUCUAUACAGGCUUCCAAACUUCAUGCUCGGCAAUCAUCUCUCGUCUGGACGAAGUGGAGGCCCAGACCCAAUUUUCUCAGGAACUCAUAGCCCAAAUCGCUCAAUCCACCCAAGCCGAGCGCAAGAAGCUCAACGAGGCAACCGGGUUCCUCCCAUCGUACGAUCGGCGUUCUUAUGAGUCCCAAAUACAAGAACUCGAAACACGUAUCUCCGCGUUAAGGAGUAAAUCUACAACCUCUCAGCGCAAGUUCGCGUUCAAGAAAUCAUCGAGUACAAAUGUCGCUCCUCCUCCACGUCCGUCUCCCGGAAGUACAAGUACGCAAUCGACUCAGCCACCCGCGAUGGUGACUCCUCCGACAUCAAAUUCAAACCUCCAAAUCAGCUCCGCGUCCUUCCAAACCUUCUCCGCAGCUUCCCUCUUGCGCCAGUUCCCAUCAUCGAGGAGCAGCGACCUUACAAUCUCGUCACUUGAUCACUGCAUCGUCGACCUACUCCCUCCGGCGCCAGAUCCUUCUUCUUCUAAUGUUGUACACGAUCCAGAGAGUAAAGGGAAUGCAGACAAGACAGGAAAUCCUAAUGCCCAAAACCUUUUAGAGAAAGGAAACGAUUCGAAUCUCAACCUCACAGCAGUCCACAUUCGCGACAUCAAGAACAGCAUCCUCAUCCUAGGACACAUCCAAGGCUCUAUCCUCGUUCACAACCUUGAACGGUGCAUCCUUGUCGCUGCUUGCCAUCAGCUUCGUACACAUACUUCCCACACUUCCCACAUCUACCUACACGUCACUUCAAACGGCAUAAUCGAAGACUGUUCCUCCCUCGUAUUCUCCCCGUACCCUUCUACUCUACCUCUCCCACCCGACGUUCGAGCGCAUGAGAGUAAACACCAAACCAUCCAAGACUUCAGCCACCUCAAAUCCACACCUUCACCAAACUGGUCCGCAAGCCCAGAAGCCCAAAACAACGAAGACUUAUGGCUCACAAUCCGCGCUUUCACAAAGCAGAGAGAGAAGGAAGAAUUGACCGCAGAGGUGGUGAAAGCCCGCCUUCUGGAGAUGCUCGAGGCCGUUCUUCCGCGAGACCAAGACCAGAAGGUUCACCCUUCGAUACCGUUAGAUGAAGAAAGCAUUAUUUAG
This is a messenger RNA of Fomitiporia mediterranea MF3/22, 1294 nucleotides long. RefSeq lists its product as uncharacterized. The transcript has 6 exons. Gene Ontology annotation, biological process: tubulin complex assembly; post-chaperonin tubulin folding pathway. Gene Ontology annotation, cellular component: cytoplasm. Gene Ontology annotation, molecular function: tubulin binding. Bases 143 to 1294 code for a protein of 383 amino acids. The record is from RefSeq and is a predicted model, not a curated record. Lineage: Eukaryota; Fungi; Basidiomycota; Agaricomycetes; Hymenochaetales; Hymenochaetaceae.